This is a messenger RNA of Cokeromyces recurvatus, 1389 nucleotides long. RefSeq lists its product as uncharacterized. The record is from RefSeq and is a predicted model, not a curated record. Gene Ontology annotation, molecular function: polyubiquitin modification-dependent protein binding; damaged DNA binding; ubiquitin binding. The transcript is spliced from 10 exons. NCBI's taxonomy places the organism in Eukaryota, Fungi, Mucoromycota, Mucoromycetes, Mucorales, Mucoraceae. The coding region runs from base 82 to 1248 and encodes 388 amino acids. Gene Ontology annotation, biological process: proteasome-mediated ubiquitin-dependent protein catabolic process; nucleotide-excision repair. Gene Ontology annotation, cellular component: nucleoplasm; cytosol.
CACGUAUCCUUCUAUUCUUGUUGAAUAGAGAAGAAUUCAGCAUUUACACCUUUUUGAUUUCCUUUCAACAAAUAAUUCACUAUGGGUGCUUUGCAACUUACUAUUAAAACACUUCAACAUAAGCAGUUUAAACUCGAAGUAGACAGUUCUGAUACUGUUCUUGCUGUAAAAGAAAAAAUUGAAAAAUCUGAAGGCCAUCCUGUUAAUCAGCUCAAGUUAAUUUUCUCUGGUAAAAUUCUUGCUGAUGAACAAAAGAUCGAAGAGUAUAAUAUUACUGAAAAAGAUUUUUUGGUUCUUAUGGUUUCAAAGCCUAAAAAGACAACAACUACAACUGCCAGUACUUCAAAAGCUAUACCAAAAGAGCCUGUUAAACAAGAAGAAGCACCAGCAGCAGCACCAGCAGCAACAACACCCAAUACUACUACUGAAGCUUCAGCACCUACUCCUGUUUCUCCUGCUACAACAGCAGCCUCUACACCUGUUGAAAUUGAAAGACCCUCUAGUCAAACUGGGCAAAUAGAUAGCAAUUCUCAGUUAGUAACGGGAAAUCAGCUUGAAGGCGUUAUUCAAAACAUGAUGGAAAUGGGCUUUGAACGUGAUCAAUGUGUACGUGCUCUUCGUGCUAGUUUUAACAAUCCUGAUAGAGCAGUAGAAUAUCUUUUUAAUGGCAUUCCUCAACACAUUUUGGAUGAAAUGAAUUUUAAUCAACAACAAAGUGAACAAGCUUCUACUCCUGCUGCUGCCCCUACUCCUGCUGCAGCUACCACUAAUACUACUAAUCCUACUUCAGGUACACCAUUAAAUCUUUUUGCUGCUGCUCAACAACAAGCACAACAGCAAGCACAGGAACAGGCACAGCAACAAACUGUUAAUUAUAACCAUGAUAUUGAGGCUUUAAGAAGCACACCUUAUUUCCAACAAAUUCGUCAAUUAGUUCAAACUAACCCUGCUUUACUUCAACCUUUACUUCAACAAUUAGGACAAUCACAUCCUGAAAUUCUUAGAUCAAUAAGUGCUGAUCCAAAUGGUUUCUUACAAGCCUUAAUGGAGGCAGGCGAUGAUGAAGAUACUAUGCCUCCUGGAACUUCUAUGAUUCAAGUGACUCAAGAAGAAAAAGAUGCUAUUGACAGAUUAGCAGCAUUAGGCUUUGAUAGACAUCUUGUUAUUGAAGCUUAUUUCGCUUGUGAGAAAAAUGAAGAAUUAGCAGCAAAUUACUUAUUUGAACAUGGAUCUGAAGACUUUGAAUAAUCUUUUUUUUUUUUGGGGGGAAGAAGGAAAAUGAGAUAUACAUAAAACGUUCUUUUUCCCCCAAUAAUUGAUCUAUAAUAAUAAUAAUAUUUGUUGCUUUUUAUAUAAAAUAUUUUUUAUUUCUUGCUAUGUCAUUCUUCU